Messenger RNA from Amoebophrya sp. A120, 1601 nucleotides. The record is from the annotation of a GenBank genome assembly. NCBI's taxonomy places the organism in Eukaryota, Dinophyceae, Syndiniales, Amoebophryaceae.
AGGUCCUUUUCGUCGUUCUCUUUCUGUUUCGUAUUCGUCUCAUCGCUUCUUCAGAACUGUUCUUCAAGGUAGCGCUUGUCGUCAUUUAUUUUCCGAAAAUGUUCUUUUUGCGUUACCUGUCGUUUCUGCAGGCGUUCGCCCCGCGUUCUGUCCUCGCGAGAGGUGCCGUUAGAAGUGUUGAUGAGACAGUUACCACUCCGGAUGCAGCUGACCCGUCAUUUCCUGCGGGGCGAGAGGACGCGAUGCUGGCGAAGUUGCGCAGCGAAAAAGCCGUUGGAGUUCUGGGGCGGGAGUCCACGUCUACGGCAAAAGCGAUCGAGGCACUCAAGAGGAAGCUCCAACCCUCGGAAGUAAAGCAAUUAGCCGCGUCGGUGAAGGAUUAUUUCAAAAAACACAAAGCAGGAACAAAAGAUGUUGACAUGCGGGGCGGGGUGGAGGACCAGCUUGAUACUGGUUUGGAGACUUCUAACUCUGGCACGACAUCAGGAGAGAUAACCGUCCAGAACGCUAUGCCUUCAGCGGAAGACGCGUCGGCGUCGUGGAAGACGACCACACGACUGGAGGACUUGUCGAGCAAAAUGAAGCCUAACAAAAUCGCAACGACAGUCAAGAACAAACAAGACCUAAAGAACAAGGAGUGCGAUUUCGAGUGCGCCGGAGCGGGGAUUGCGGGCUACUUCGUUUGCGCGGGUUUGUGCGUGGCGGAGCUGAAGCCGAGUGAGGCCAUUGGGUGCAUCACGCUGGGGUGCCCACCCAUGGUCGCGGCGGCGACCGAAGGGUGCUUGAAGGUCAAUCCCGCUUGCAAGAAAGACCAGGUCGGGGUCGUUAACGGAGUUGUGGCGGAAGGUAGCUGCUGUACCUAUAAUAGCUGCGUUGUAUGUCGUGUCGUUCCAUGUUUACGUCUAGCUCUAGGAAAUUCAAAUUUAUCGUGGGAGAACUUAUCUGCCACCUGGUAGUACACAGCUCUGACUACAAGUUUUCGUUUUGUCUGUACUAAGUGAGAAACGUAUUUAAGUAAAUGUUUCAUUGUUGACAUGGUUUUACUUCUAUUGUCUCAGGUAUCACUUCCAUCCUGGACAACAAAGUCGGAGAAGAUUCGCAAGGCUCCUCUUUAGUAAUUUCGCUUGCGAAACGGGUAGCCAAGCAAGCCUCAACGGGAAAGUUCGACAAGAAGCUGCACGUGAUGAAGAAGGUCAAGACGUUUGGCGUUUUCGAGAAUUUUUUAAAGGGCAAACUGAAGCAGGGAAAUGCAUCGGACGCCAAAAGAACGAUGGACCGGAAGGACGAACACGUCUUGCAGAAGAUGUUGAUGAACACGGGAAGGUCUGAAGUCUAUGUGUGAUGGAAAGUAUUGGUAUUCGUAAACAUCGGAGCAAGAUUUCAAUCACGGACAUACACAUACUAUCAAUCUACCAUGUCGCUCAAGCUCAACGAGCUUGAGAAGUAGAGAUGGCUUUGUGCUGGUCUACCAUAAAGCAGUAAACGACUCAAACACUGGCAAGAGCAGCUAAAAUGUUUGAAAUUGAAGUAAUUGCACUACCAGGGCUGACACAAAAUGUCCACUGUAUGCAGCGAGGGACAGCCUCAACCUCUGUGUCGCC